Messenger RNA from Hydra vulgaris (swiftwater hydra), 1308 nucleotides. The record is from RefSeq and is a predicted model, not a curated record. NCBI's taxonomy places the organism in Eukaryota, Metazoa, Cnidaria, Hydrozoa, Anthoathecata, Hydridae.
AUGACUGAAGAUUCUGAAGUUACUACAGUUACUACUACAGUUACUACUGAAGAAUAUUAUAUUACAACAAUAUUAAAAAACUAUGGGUAUGAACAAGGUAAUAAAGUUGAUUUUGCUAAAAGUAUAGAAAGAAUUGAUUUAUUUAUAUUAUUAAUUCAAUUAGGUAAAAAAAGUACAGAAGAAGUACUUAAAUAUUUACAUUCGUUAGGUUAUAAAGGUAUAGAAGAUGCAAUAGAUAAUGCUGUAAAAGAAGGCCAACUUGAAAUAUUAAAAUAUUUACAUGAAUUAGGGUAUAGAGGACCUGAAGAUUUAAUUGAUUAUGCUGCUAAAGAAGGUCAACUUGAAAUAUUAAAAUAUUUACAUUCGUUAGGUUAUGAAGGUAUAGAAGAUGCAAUAGAUGAUGCUGCUGAAGAAGGUCAACUUGAAAUAGUUAAAUAUUUACAUUCGUUAGGUUAUAAAGGAGAUGAUUGGACAUUUCAUUGUGCUGUAAUAAAUGGUCAUCUUGAAGUACUUAAAUAUUUACAUUCAAUAGGAUAUAAAGGAACAGAUUUUGCAUUUAAUUAUGCAGUAAAUAAUCAGAUAUGCUCAGAAUCAGCAUCAGAUAGUAACCUUGAAAUAAUUAAAUAUUUACAUUCUAUUGGAUAUAGAGGAACAGAAUUGUUUAAUAAUUUAGCUAAUGGUGAAAAUAAAGUUGACUUUGCUGCAAGUAUAGGCAAAAAUGAUAUUAUUACUUUAUUAAUUCAAUUAGGCUAUAAAGGACAUCUUGAAGUAGUGAAAUAUUUACAUUCUAUAGGAUAUAGAGAAGAAUGUUCAAUCGAUUAUGCUGCAAGUAAUGGUCACCUUGAAGUAGUAAAAUAUUUACAUUCUAUUGGAUAUAAAGGAACAAAAUGGACAAUUAAUUAUGCUGCAGAAAAUGGUCGCCUUGAAGUAUUAAAAUAUUUACGUUCUAUUGGAUAUAGAGUAGAAGAAUGGACAAUUACUUGUGCUGCAAUGAAUGGUCACUUUGAAGUUUUUAAAUAUUUACAUUCAUUAGGUUAUAAAGGAAGAAAAGAUACAGUUUAUUGGGCUGCAAUGAAUGAUCACCUUGAAGUAGUAAAAUAUUUAAUUGAAUUAGGAUAUGAAUGUGAUGAAUGGAUAAUUAAUGAUGUUGAACGUAAAGGAAAAAAUGCUAAACAACUUCUUAAAGUAUUAAUAGAUUUACAUUCUAUUGGAUAUAAAGGUACGGAAAAAGCAAUUUUUCAUGCUAAAUUAGCUGGUUACCGUGAAGCACUUGAUUAUUUACGUUCUAUAGGAUAUAGUUACAGUUGA